GAAAUUAUUCCGCGUGUCACGCGGGUGAGAAUCUAGUUUGUGAUUAAAAUACACACAUUUAUUAUGUUCCUUUGGGGCACUCAAAAUCGUUAAUUAUAUAUGUAUUACUGUAUACUUUACAAAGAUAACUAAUUAUAACGCUAAUCAUUAUAUAAAGAUUUACUGUGUCCUACAAAAAAUAUAAAAGUCUCUACGACACUGAAAGUUUUGUAAUUUUCCUACAACAUGUUAAAUUUUCUUCUAGGGUAAAGUAGAAGCUCUCUAUAAAAGGCUACGAAUGCCUUUAUUUUCGCAUCAACCCAUAAACUUCUUUUAGAUUCUCAUCUCUCGGUUUAACAAGCAGAGAGCAAACAAAUAAUGGGUAUAAGCAAUGCUAUUCCCUCACUUUUGCUCUCAAUUUUGAUGUUCGGGGUUUUGGGUAAUUAUGCUCAGCUUACCUCUGAUUUUUACUCCACGACCUGCCCUAAUGUCACAGUCAUUGCUCGGAGUCUGAUCAAGCAAGCAAGCCGUAGCGACGUCAGACUCACUGCUAAAGUCAUGCGCCUUCACUUUCAUGACUGUUUCGUGAACGGGUGCGAUGGUUCGGUACUGUUGGACGCUGCUCCUGCUGAUGGUGUAGAGGGUGAGAAGGAGGCUUUCCAAAACGCUGGCUCUCUGGAUGGAUUCGAAGUGAUCGAUGAUAUCAAAACCGCACUCGAGAAUGUUUGCCCUGGAGUUGUCUCUUGUGCCGAUAUCCUCGCCAUCGCAGCUGAAAUCUCUGUCUCAUUGGCUGGAGGACCGUCAUGGGACGUAUUGUUUGGAAGGAGAGAUGGUCGGACAGCGAACCGCGGGGACGCGGUGACCGCACUUCCACUAGGACCUGACUCUCUUGAGAUCCUUACCUCUAAGUUCUCAGUACAUAAUCUUGACACUACUGAUCUCGUCGCUUUAUCUGGUGCUCAUACUUUCGGGAGGGUUCAGUGUGGAGUGAUAACCAAUCGUCUACACAAUUUCAGUGGUAACAACGGACAGUCCGACCCUACUAUUGAACCGGAAUUCUUGCAAACGUUGCGACGACAAUGCCCGCAAGGCGGAAGUCUCACCGCGAGGGUCAAUCUUGAUGAUACGAGCCCUGACUCAUUUGAUAACGACUAUUUCAAGAACCUUCAAAACAACCGUGGGGUCAUUGAAUCAGAUCAAAUCUUGUUCUCUUCCACAGGAUCACCUACUGUAUCUUUGGUGAAUCGUUUCGCAGAGAACCAAAGUGAAUUCUUUAGAAAUUUUGCGAGAUCGAUGAUCAAGAUGGGAAAUGUAAGGGUUCUCACAGGAACUGAAGGAGAGAUCCGUAGAGACUGCAGACGGGUCAACUAAUACGGUUUUGCAUAAAAUUGCAUGUUCAAACUUUGUUAUUAUUCAUGAAAUCAGUGAUAUUUAUUUGUGCUUUUCCAUAAAUAUUUUAUAUUCCGUUGAUUUUGCAAUUGUAAAUCAUAAAUACACACAUACUUAUUAGAAAAGCUCCACGUUCUU
Molecule: messenger RNA, 1506 nt
Organism: Brassica napus (rape)
Lineage: Eukaryota; Viridiplantae; Streptophyta; Magnoliopsida; Brassicales; Brassicaceae
Product: peroxidase 58
Exons: 4
Coding region: 358-1350 (330 amino acids)
Biological process (GO): hydrogen peroxide catabolic process; response to oxidative stress
Molecular function (GO): peroxidase activity; heme binding
Source: RefSeq, a predicted model, not a curated record